Messenger RNA from Macrosteles quadrilineatus (aster leafhopper), 3671 nucleotides. It is a transcript of the gene Skp2, whose product is annotated as S-phase kinase-associated protein 2. The record is from RefSeq and is a predicted model, not a curated record. The transcript is spliced from 10 exons. Gene Ontology annotation, molecular function: protein binding. Bases 47 to 1429 code for a protein of 460 amino acids. Lineage: Eukaryota; Metazoa; Arthropoda; Insecta; Hemiptera; Cicadellidae.
CUCGUCAUCGUCAUAAAGGAGGCAAACCGAACCAGAACCCGACAAGAUGAAAACUGGAGGGAAACGAAAAAGUGCUCAUAUUCCAGCCAAAAAUUCUGAAGAUUGCGAAUUGGAUAUGUCUCCAGGAAGGAAACGUUCAAAACUAGAAAACAACAAUACUUACAAGAAAUCAGAUGAGAUUUCUGUAAUGUACGUGAAACACUUGGAUGAAAUGGGAGUUCAGGAACUUCCGAGCAGUGAUAACGAGGGAACCAGUGAUGGAGAAGAGGUUACAUCACUUGUCUCUAAGGUUUCUUCAGAUAAGUCUGAUGAAUCAUCCAUGGACUCCCUUGUACAUAAGUCUCCGUUGAGGGACCUAAAACAUUCAGAAACCAUCAUGGUCACUCCACCGGACCAAAUUCGAUCGUUCCGAGUGAGACGAUCUGUUCAAAACACAUGUAAACUUGAUCUCUUUGGCAUGUUGUCUGAUGAGAUUGUGCUGAUGAUCAUGCAAUGGUUGCCUCGUCAGAGUCUGAGUGACUGUGCGCUCGUGUGUCAGCGCUGGCGACGUAUUGUCUACGAUGAGUCACUUUGGCAACGCAUCGACUUGACAUGCAUGUCACUAAAGACAGACCAUAUGGGAUAUGUGCUGCAACGAAACCCCGUCAUACUGCGCAUGGCCCAGGCUGAGGUGGCAGAGCCCAUGUUGUGGGAAUUGGCUCCUGCUAUGGAGAACUUUUUCUGUGACCUUCAGUAUUUGGAUCUCAGCAUGGCUCUAAUCAAGGCCAAUGACCUGGCACAUCUGCUCGGCAUGUGUACAAGACUGAAGAAGCUGAGCGUAGAGCAUUGUGACACAGACGCAGCUGUUUGUGCUAGCAUUGCUGCCAACACGGAACUGGAGGUGCUCAACAUGUCUCAGUGUUACCAACUCGAUGCCGCCGGUCUGGAGGAGAUACUAAUCUGCUGUAGCGAAUUAGUAGAACUCAAUCUCGCCUGGACCAGACUGAACAGCGAGUGCAUCGACAUUGUGUGUAAACUAGUCAACGAGAACGUGCUGAAGCUCAACCUCAGCGGGUGCCUCAAAUCUCUCAGGAACUCACAUGUGAAGGAGCUUGUUUCCCGUUGCACCUGCCUGACGGAGCUCGAUCUCAGUGAUUGCACCGAAAUAACGGAAAACUGUGUUGAUGAAAUCAUGAAACACCUGUGCGAUAUUGAGGAGCUUUCCUUCAGCCGCUGCUACAAUAUUUUGCCCACAAAGUACAUAAAACUGCAAGCUUGUAAAUCAUUACAAUUCCUAAACAUUUUCGGGUUGAUGCCACCCAAACAGUUGGAGACUUUUACCAAGGCCAUGAAGUCUAUUCAGAUCAACAAACAUGAGUUCUCCACAGUAGCCAGGCCUACAGUUGGUAUCAGACGAACUUCCAUUUGGGGUCUUCGAGUUCGAGACUGAAUUAUGUAAUGUGAUGUUGUAUUCUGGUCAACGGUGUUUUUUUCCUGUGGUUGACUCCGUUUUUUUCUUGGUUGUGUUAGAUUAUUCUUCGAUUCCAUAAACUAUUUUUGAAACGUUCCCUGAUGCUGUGUUUGUUAUUUUAGUCAUUAGAUGUACUAAGUUACAUUAUUACUACCACAUUGGUCGCUAAGUAUAACAACAAGAAUAUUUUGGUGUUAGUUCUUAGUUUAGUUAUAAAUGAAUUACAAUGGCAUGUAGCGUUUUAUGUUAUGGUUUUUGAGUUACAUUACUUUAAGUUUUGUACUUAUGAGAUUUUUCACAGGGUUGAAUUUUGUUUCCAAAGACUUUAAAAAAAGCUAAGGAUAGUUUUUACGUUUAUUUAAUCUUUCCCGCCUUUGAUUUUGCUCCAAAUUUUAUGAGUUUUUCAGUUAGUUAUUAUGCUUUUUUUACAAUCAAAAGAAACAUUUAAGGGACUCAUCAUUUUCUUUAAAUGUAUCACUACAAAAAGUAAAAAAAGCUUAAUUUGUGUUCAAGCUUGUAGGCCUAUCCUCAAUAAAAUCUAUCAGUAAGAAAAACUCCAAAAAAAUCUUUGCUUGUCCAAAAUGUAGUUUUACAUUUCUCAGCAAGGUUGAAAUUGCCGAUUAUUGUUGUUAGUAGACAAGAUACUCAGGAACGAAUAUAUGUAUAUGUGCUGCCCUUAAGUGCUAUUCUAAGCCGCUUCCUCAACCCAUUAAGUAGGUUUUCCAUGGCAAGGUCAGUGAAUAAAAGGGAACCAUGACUUGUUUGAUUUCAAUAGUCACUGCCUCAUCCAACCAAGCCUUCCUUCAUCUAGAUCCAGUUUCUUUAUAUUUCUUUAAAUAGUUUUAUGACUGAUUUUUUUCAUCCGUUGGAAGUUAAAAUAAAAAUAAACAAAACGUGCAUCAAAAAGGGAAGUUCAAUUUCUUAUCUUUUGGCGUUCUCAGUCAGACGUAGGGUUUUUUCACCUUUUUAUUCGGCAUCCUCAUGAAGUACAGUCCGCAUAUUCUGCCGUUACUAGGUAUGUUGCCUAGCAGGAACUAUUCCCUAAACAUACUUCUUACCAUACACACAUUUUCAAUCAAAAUCAUCCAUAAAAAUAAACAAAAAGUUUGUUUCCUCAAAAAAACACAAUUUAAAAUUAAAAAAUAAAAUUUUCUCUCAAUCCAUUAUGUUAUAUUAAGCAUAUUCUUUGACGGUUAUUUAAUUAAGGAUGAAUAUUGUGGAUAGUUGAACUGUUAACUCAUUGAAUAGUUAAAAAUGUAUUUUAGCACAUAUUUUGGUUUAGAUAUACCGCCUUUCAAUGUGCAAGUUAAUGGCAGGUUAUUUCUAGGUGAACCAAUAGGGUUAUUUAUUAUUUUAUUUACUGAAAUAUAUGACCCACCUAGUUUAAUGUAAUAAACAUGUGUUAAUAUGUUUCUUAAACUCAAUUUCGCACAAUACAAGCUGCUGUGCAAGGUAUUAUAUUGGUCUCACAAUUUCCAUUAGUUGUAUGGCAUAUAUGGUUAUGUAUUUAAAAACUUCAUGGCUGUAUUCAAACAAAUUAUGCCGGUUUGGUUUUCUAUUAUUAUUUUUUACUAUAUUAAGGUUUCAUAUAUAAUUUAUAUUUGUAAAAGGCUGUUCUGAUUUUGUAACAUCUUAAGUUUGCAAACAUCGAUGCAUAUCAGCAACGACUGAUUGAAAUUUGUAGAUAAUUUUGUAUUAUUUUAUGUAUAGAUGUAUUUUUGUAUAUUAGAUUAGAUAUUAUAUAGGCUAGAUCCAUGUGGCCAAGAAGUCUGAUAGGCAUAAGAGAUAUGCUAUGCUCAAUGGAUACUAUUUGUUUAUGACGCUUAAUAAAUUAAAGCAUAAAUAAAAACUUGUAUCCUAAGAAUAUGAAUAAAAGUAUUAAGUUAGUAAUAUGUCAUUCACUGUAUAAUAUUAUUUUUUUUACUGUUGUUUAAACACUUAAUGAUGAAAUAAACAAGGGAUGGUAGAGUAACAGAAUUACAAUUAAUUAUUUGGUAAAGUUGAUGUUGGCCUUUUGUAAUGUCGUUCUGUUAUUCUACCAUUCCUUAAUCACUUAGGUGUUUUCAAAUUGGAAAACUAAUAAAUAGUAUCAGACGGCUUAAAACUUUUUUAUAGCUUAUUUUUUGGGUAAUGAUGUUUUUAUGGAUUUACAGUGUCCAAUUCUAUAUUUGAUGGGAAAUCAAAACUUAUGUUCAUGGAAAAAAUAAAAUCUUUUGUUAUU